CGGCGGCAUUACUGCGGUACAAUUAAUUAGUGUUUUAAGUUCUAUUGUUUUGCCGCCAAAUCUCAACGUCAAAGACACCAAAGUGAAAGUGAAAGAAAUAACGCAAAAUGUUUAUUCAUUUAUUUAUUUUUUUAAUAUUUACACACAGCAUUAAUUGUUGGAUUUUUAAUAAUAUAAAAAAUGGAAUUAUUUCAAGGCGACAUAGUUUCAGCGGAUUUGACGAUGAUGAUAUUACUCCAAAUGACUUGGCUGACCUAAGAAUAAGUUUAAUUUAUCCAGGUACGAAAUGGUGCGGAGCAGGUAACAUAGCAGAUGGAUACGAUGAUUUGGGCACUGAAGAAGAGGCAGAUUUUUGCUGCCGUGAACACGACAAUUGCCCUGAUGUUAUAUUAGCCGGAGAGUCAAAAUAUAACCUUACAAACAAUGCAUUUUAUUCCAGGCUAUCCUGCCAAUGUGAUUUAACAUUUAGAAAAUGCUUGCAUGACGCCCAGACGAAAACUGCUCAAAAAAUUGGACUCGUUUACUUCGAUGUUUUGGGCACGAAAUGUUUUAGAGAAGAUUUUCCUACAACUGGCUGUAAGAGGAGGAGCGGGUGGUUAAAAAAGAAGUGCGUCGAGUAUUUAUACGACGAGACAGCUCCGAAACGAUACCAAUGGUUUGAUGUCCCUAAUUACAACUGAAUUACCAAAGACAACCGGAUGAUCUCGAAUAAAUUAAAUGUACAUUAAAAUUGUGCAAAGUGUGAAAA
Messenger RNA from Zerene cesonia (dogface butterfly), 748 nucleotides. Its product is annotated as phospholipase A2-like. The transcript has 4 exons. Gene Ontology annotation, biological process: arachidonate secretion; phospholipid metabolic process. The coding region runs from base 108 to 680 and encodes 190 amino acids. NCBI's taxonomy places the organism in Eukaryota, Metazoa, Arthropoda, Insecta, Lepidoptera, Pieridae. The record is from RefSeq and is a predicted model, not a curated record.